Cervus elaphus (red deer) is the source of this 5016-nucleotide messenger RNA. RefSeq names its product semaphorin 6D (gene SEMA6D). Gene Ontology annotation, molecular function: chemorepellent activity; semaphorin receptor binding. The record is from RefSeq and is a predicted model, not a curated record. Lineage: Eukaryota; Metazoa; Chordata; Mammalia; Artiodactyla; Cervidae. Gene Ontology annotation, biological process: negative regulation of axon extension involved in axon guidance; positive regulation of cell migration; axon guidance. The transcript is spliced from 20 exons. Bases 667 to 3927 code for a protein of 1086 amino acids.
CGGGCCGCCCGCGCCGCCUGCUGUCCGCGCCCGGGGGUGGGCCCCGCGCCGCGAGCUGCCGAGUGCGGGGAGGGAACGAGACUCCGGCUCGCCUGAUGGAUUGACUUGGAGAUGGAUCGAAUUACACCAUUUGCCGUGCCUCGAUUUGUUUUGCUCCCGCUUGGUCCGGCUGCUGCUGUCGCUGCCGCUGCUGCAAGGACUGGUGGCGGCGAGUUUCAGGAUUAUACCGAAGAAACCAAAACCUAAAGAGACACAGGGAUAUAUAUGUAUUUCGAUUUUUUAUUUUCAUUUCUCCUUGAGCGUAACAAGCUUUUAUUAUUAUUUUUUUAAACCAAGCCUCCCCCAUGAGCCACUCUCCCCCGCAACUUUCCGAGCUUUGUUCUCCCGCUGGAAAUGAUUCACGGAAGCGUCUUGGACAGGGUCUCCGCCAGGCGGCAAGAGCCCAGCGCUGAGAUGUGUUACGUUCUCAUCUACCCAUCAAUUAUGGAUGGAAACAAAUAAGGAAGAGUCAAUUUUGCAUGAGCCCCUUCUCCGGCGGCCAGAGGCGUCCGCAGCCGGGAGGGAGCCGCCGCGCGCGUCGGCAGCCGCUGGCAGGGGGAUGGUGAGGACAAGGUAGCUGAGUGGGAUUUCUGAGGAGGGGCUGCUCUGCCUUCACCUGGCCCAACCAUGAGGUUCUUCCUGCCUUGUGCCUACAUGCUGCUGCUCCUGAUUUCCCAGUUGAGGGCAGUCAGCUUUCCUGAAGAUGAUGAACCCCUUAAUACUGUGGACUAUCACUAUUCAAGGCAAUAUCCGGUUUUUAGAGGACGCCCUUCAGGCAAUGAAUCACAGCACAGGCUGGACUUUCAGCUGAUGUUGAAAAUUCGAGACACACUUUAUAUUGCUGGCAGGGAUCAAGUUUAUACAGUAAACUUAAAUGAAAUCCCCAAAACAGAAGUAAUACCAAACAAGAAACUGACAUGGCGGUCAAGACAACAGGAUCGAGAAAACUGUGCUAUGAAAGGGAAGCAUAAAGAUGAAUGCCACAACUUUAUUAAAGUAUUUGUUCCAAGAAACGAUGAGAUGGUUUUUGUUUGUGGCACCAAUGCAUUUAAUCCCAUGUGUAGAUACUAUAAGUUGAAUACCUUAGAGUAUGAUGGAGAAGAAAUUAGUGGCCUGGCAAGAUGCCCAUUUGAUGCCAGACAAACUAAUGUUGCCCUUUUUGCUGAUGGGAAGCUGUAUUCUGCCACUGUGGCUGACUUCUUGGCCAGUGAUGCUGUGAUUUAUCGAAGCAUGGGUGAUGGAUCUGCUCUUCGUACGAUUAAAUAUGAUUCCAAAUGGAUCAAAGAGCCACACUUCCUGCAUGCCAUAGAAUAUGGAAACUACGUCUAUUUCUUCUUUAGAGAAAUUGCUGUAGAACAUAAUAACUUAGGCAAGGCUGUCUAUUCCCGUGUGGCCCGCAUAUGUAAAAACGACAUGGGUGGCUCCCAGCGGGUCCUGGAGAAACACUGGACUUCGUUUCUGAAGGCUCGGCUUAACUGUUCCGUCCCUGGAGAUUCCUUUUUCUACUUUGAUGUUCUGCAGUCUAUUACAGACAUAAUACAAAUCAAUGGCAUUCCCACGGUGGUAGGGGUGUUUACCACACAGCUCAACAGCAUUCCUGGUUCUGCAGUCUGUGCGUUUAGCAUGGAUGACAUUGAAAAAGUAUUCAAAGGACGGUUUAAAGAACAGAAAACUCCAGAUUCCGUUUGGACAGCGGUCCCUGAAGACAAAGUACCAAAGCCAAGGCCUGGCUGUUGUGCAAAGCACGGUCUUGCCGAAGCUUAUAAAACCUCCAUCGAUUUCCCGGAUGAAACCCUGUCAUUCAUCAAAUCCCACCCCCUGAUGGACUCGGCCGUCCCACCCAUCGCCGACGAGCCGUGGUUCACAAAGACUCGGAUCAGGUACAGACUGACGGCCGUCGCCGUGGACCAUUCUGCCGGACCCCACCAGAACUACACAGUCAUCUUUGUUGGCUCAGAAGCUGGCGUGGUGCUUAAAGUUUUGGCGAAGACCAGCCCUUUCUCUUUGAAUGACAGCGUGUUACUGGAAGAGAUUGAAGCGUACAACCAUGCAAAGUGCAAUGCUGAAAAUGAAGAGGACAGAAAGGUCAUCUCAUUACAGUUGGAUAAAGACCAUCAUGCUUUAUAUGUGGCGUUCUCUAGCUGCGUUAUCCGCAUUCCCCUCAGUCGCUGUGAGCGUUAUGGAUCAUGUAAAAAGUCUUGUAUUGCAUCUCGAGACCCAUACUGUGGCUGGUUAAGCCAAGGGGCCUGUGGUCGAGUGAGCCCAGCGAUGCUGCUGUUAACUGAAGACUUCUUUGCUUUCCAUAACCACAGCGCUGGAGGAUUUGAACAGGACACAGAAUAUGGCAACACGGCCCAUCUAGGGGACUGCCACGAAAUUUUGCCUACUUCAACUACACCAGAUUACAAAAUAUUUGGCGGUCCAACAUCUGACAUGGAGGUAUCUUCAUCUUCUGUUACCACAAUGGCAAGUAUCCCAGAAAUUACACCUAAAGUGAUUGAUACCUGGAGACCUAAACUGACCAGCUCCCGGAAAUUUGUAGUUCAAGAUGACCCAAACACUUCUGAUUUUACUGAUCCUUUUUCAGGUAUCCCAAAGGGUGUACGAUGGGAAGUCCAGUCUGGAGAGUCCAACCAGAUGGUCCACAUGAAUGUCCUCAUCACCUGUGUCUUUGCAGCUUUUGUCUUGGGUGCAUUCAUUGCAGGUGUGGCAGUCUACUGUUACCGUGACAUGUUUGUUCGGAAAAACAGAAAGAUCCAUAAAGAUGCAGAAUCUGCCCAGUCAUGCACAGACUCCAGUGGAAGUUUUGCCAAGCUGAAUGGUCUCUUUGACAGCCCAGUCAAGGAAUAUCAACAGAAUAUUGAUUCUCCCAAAUUAUAUAGUAACCUGCUAACCAGUCGGAAAGAGCUGCCACCCAAUGGAGAUACAAAAUCCAUGGUCAUGGACCAUCGAGGCCAACCUCCAGAGCUGGCUGCUCUCCCCACACCUGAGUCUACACCCGUGCUUCACCAGAAGACCCUGCAGGCCAUGAAGAGCCACUCAGAAAAGGCCCAUGGCCAUGGAGCUUCGAGGAAAGAAACCCCUCAGUUCUUUCCUUCUAGUCCUCCACCACAUUCCCCACUAAGUCAUGGGCAUAUCCCCAGUGCCAUUGUUCUUCCUAAUGCUACCCAUGACUACAACACUUCUUUCUCAAACUCCAAUGCUCACAAAGCUGAAAAGAAGCUUCAAAACAUUGACCACCCUCUUACAAAGUCAUCCAGUAAAAGAGAUCACCGGCGUUCUGUGGAUUCCAGAAAUACCCUCAAUGAUCUCCUGAAGCAUCUAAAUGACCCAAAUAGUAACCCCAAAGCCAUCAUGGGAGACAUCCAGAUGGCCCACCAGACCCUAAUGCUGGACCCCGUGGGACCUAUGUCUGAGGUCCCGCCCAAGGUCCCUAAUCGCGAAGCAUCUCUCUACUCUCCUCCCUCAACUCUUCCCAGAAAUAGCCCAACCAAGAGAGUGGAUGUUCCCACCACUCCUGGAGUUCCAAUGACUUCUUUGGAAAGACAGAGGGGUUAUCAUAAAAAUUCCUCCCAGAGGCACUCUAUAUCGGCUAUGCCUAAAAACUUAAGUUCACCAAAUGGUGUUUUGUUAUCUAGACAGCCUAGUAUGAACCGUGGGGGGUACAUGCCCACCCCUGCAGGGGCAAAGGUGGACUAUAUUCAGGGAGCACCAGUGAGUGUUCACCUACAGCCUUCCCUCUCCAGACAGAGCAGCUACACCAGUAAUGGCACCCUUCCCCGGACGGGACUAAAGAGGACACCGUCCUUAAAACCUGACGUGCCACCAAAGCCUUCAUUUGUUCCUCAAACCACCUCUGUCAGACCACUGAACAAAUACACUUACUAGGCCUCAAGUCUGCCCUUCCUUGUGUGGCUUUAUCCUGUCUAUGUUGUUGAGAGGAUGAUAUGGUAAGGGUACCUUAAGAGACUCGCUUGUAUUUCAAGAGAACCAAGUGGCCAAAGAAACUCUUCCUAACUUUGGCAACAUCAGAACUUGCCAUAUGUAGCUACUGCAGCAAGGCUUCUGUGUACUUGCCUGAAAACAAAGGAAGGUGCUGGUCAUUCCAUUUCUUUUGUUUGAAGCUAAAGAGAUGUGGCUCUGAGGGGCUACCUGUAACCAGUAUAAAGAGCUGAUACAGUGCUCAGAAGAAUCUGUCUGUGAGCAAAUACUUGAAAAUGGGUUCAACUUAGACUGCCAUUUUGUGUGGUCUUCCCAUUAAAUGUGAACAUUUUAAUAUGUAUGCAUUCACCUUGCCUCUUGCACAAAUGUCAAAAAAAAAAAAAACAAUGGUAAUGUCUCAAAGAAACGAACUUGUAGAUUACCAAACAAUUUGCUAAAAAUUCAGUCUUUGACCCAAACUGUAGCAUCUUUUUCAUGUGUGGCAUUUUUUUCCAUGCCACCAAGGAACUGUGUUGCGUGUGCAUGUGUGUGUGUGUGUGUGUGUGUGAGUGUGUGUGAGUGUGUGUGUGUUCUGUCCACACUAGCAUUUGUUUAGGUGCCCAUUGCAUCUUUUUGUGUUAUGGAGUUGUUUACAUCGCGCAUGACUGAACAAGAGACAAUAAUUUCUUCCCACAGCAGUCCAUUGGGUUCAGCUUUGAGAAAGAAAACCAAGGCUGAUUUUGACAGUCAAAAUGAUUAACUCGACUUCCAUGUUACCCAAUGCCAGAAUGUAAGAGUACUAAGUAAUUUUGUGCUGCUAUUCACUGAAACUUCUAUUACAGUCUUGCCAGCUUAAGGAGAUAGAGAUGUUAAGCGGUAUCCUUGAUUUAUCCACCAGUUUCAGUAGUAAAAUUCACCAGUCCACUGUGAAUCCAAGCCCCAAUGACUAUAUUAACCUUGGACACACUAACAAGGUUUUAUUUUUAUUGUGUUUGGUUUCUCCCCUGUGGUAAAAUUCCUCUUGUUUUAACUCCCCUCUAACCCCAAAAGGGGGGG